This is a messenger RNA of Hemicordylus capensis (graceful crag lizard), 2318 nucleotides long. It is a transcript of the gene PRMT3, whose product is annotated as protein arginine methyltransferase 3. Gene Ontology annotation, cellular component: nucleus. Gene Ontology annotation, molecular function: protein-arginine N-methyltransferase activity. The transcript is spliced from 16 exons. The record is from RefSeq and is a predicted model, not a curated record. NCBI's taxonomy places the organism in Eukaryota, Metazoa, Chordata, Lepidosauria, Squamata, Cordylidae. The coding region runs from base 119 to 1705 and encodes 528 amino acids. Gene Ontology annotation, biological process: peptidyl-arginine methylation.
UAGCGCCCCGGGUGCUCGGAAUGAGCAUGCGCAAGCGCCUACACGCUCACGCUGUCCUGGCGAAGAGGUGUGCGCGUGGUGACCCCGGCUGCUUUGCUCCUCGUGGGUCGUCGUCCUUAUGAGUUCUUCCCGGGCAGUUUCGGUGGCUGGCGAGGCGGGGGAUGCUGAGGACCCCGAGCUCUGCUUGUCGGACAGCGGCAGCGAGGCUGGCUGGGAAGAGGACGACGAUGGAGAUGACUCGAGGGGCCCUGGGCGGCAAGCUCGGUGCCUCUUCUGCGACAGGCUUUUCAGUUCAGCUGAAGAAUCAUUUUGCCACUGUACAUCAGACCAUGGAUUCAAUAUUGGGAUGGUGGCUCACAAACACAGACUUGAUUUCUAUGGCUACAUCCAGCUAGUAAACUUUGUUCGUCUAGAAAAACCAUCUGCAGAGUAUUUUAGUUCUAUCAGUGCCCCAUUUCCUUGGGAGGAAGAUAAAUAUUUGAAGCCUGCUCUGGAAGAUGACCUUUUACUCCAGUUUGAUAUAGAAGACCUUCUUUACUCCACCGAUUCCUCUUGUCCCAAUGGCCUAACAGAGGCUUCAUCUCUCUUUCAACAAUUGAAACGUGCAGAGCACAGAGCAGAGUUGGCAGAAGAUGCACUGGCUAGAGCCCAAGAAGAUCUUCAGAAAAUGAGACAAUUUGCCCAGGAAUUUGUGAUGAACACUGAAGUCGGAAGCAGACCAUCAGGCAGCGCCAUUGCAGACCUACAAGAGAAUGAGGAGGAGGUUUACUUCAGCUCUUAUGGGCAUUAUGGGAUCCAUGAAGAGAUGAUAAAGGACAAAGUACGCACGGAAAGCUAUUGUGACUUUAUAUAUCAAAACCCCCACAUCUUUAAAGAUAAGAUUGUCUUGGAUGUUGGAUGUGGAACUGGAAUCCUCUCCAUGUUUGUUGCCAAAGUGGGUGCAAAGAAGGUGAUAGCAGUAGACCAGUCUGAAAUUAUUUAUCAGGCCAUGGACAUCAUUAGACUCAAUGGACUUGAAGAUACCAUUUCUUUAAUCAAAGGGAGAAUUGAAGAUGUUGAUUUGCCUUUUGAAAAAGUGGAUGUUAUCAUAUCUGAGUGGAUGGGCUAUUUUCUUCUUUUUGAAUCAAUGCUGGAUUCUGUCAUUUAUGCAAGGGACAAGUACUUGGCAAAAGGCAAUUCAGUGUAUCCUGACAUCUGCACCAUUAGCCUGGUGGCUAUAGGCGACCUCAAGAAACAUGCAGAGAGACUAGCUUUUUGGGAUAAUGUGUAUGGCUUCAACAUGUCCUGCAUGAAGAAGGCUGUAAUACCAGAAGCUGUUGUGGAAGUGCUAGAUCCAAAUUCACUUAUAUCUGAAUCUUGUAUCAUCAAGCGGAUAGACUGCCAAUCUGUAUCUGUUUCAGAGCUGGAAUUUUCAUCAGAUUUCACCCUGACAGUCACAAAGUCUUCAUUGUGUACGGCAGUUGCUGGAUAUUUUGAUAUAUCUUUUGAGAAGAAUUGCAAGAACGUGGUCUUGUUUUCAACUAGUCCUUGUUGUAUCAAAACACACUGGAAGCAGACGGCAUUUUUUCUAGAGAAUCCAAUUUCUGUGGAGAAAGGUGAAGAACUGAAAGGAAGGAUAACUAUCCACAAAAACAGGAAAGAUCCACGCUCCCUCAUAAUAACCCUUUCAAUCAAAGAUAUGAAACAGACAUAUAGCCUUCAGUGAAGAAUAUUCUACAAUCAGUUUGGAGAUACAUGCUUUUGAAAAUGUACUUGAUGUGACUAUUUGCUGGCAGUCACAACUGGGGGGAAAUGGAUUUUUGGUCCAGGUUCAGAUAACUGUUUCUGGAAAUGAUAAUGCCUGCAGUAUUUGUGGGGACUGUUAAUUCUGCUUUGCAGAGCAUUUUCAACCAGUCUGAGUAGUAUUUCUAGUACCCACAUGAAUCCAUGAGAAUGUCUCAAGAAUUUGAUGGCAAGUUUUUGUGUGUAAUAGUAAUAAGAGCAUAAUUACUAAAAAUAUCUUGGACUAGUUAAUGAGUUCUUCAAUUUUCUAUAAUUCUACUUAGGCACACUCAUUUUAGAGAAGAACAGAGGGUGGGUAUGCAGGAUAGGGAAUCUUAUAUGGGGUUUAUUAGUCCUGGUAGGGAAAAGCUUAUUUUGGACUUUCAGCCUCAGUUUUCAAAAGUCAUGUUUUUCAAGGCUAUUACUUUAUGUAGUAUUUAAAAAAAAAAAUAAAUGCAGCUCUAUUAUAAACACAGUUGUUUGUAGCUUGACAUCUUGAAGUUUAUAUGCCUAUUGAUUUUGUAAUAUUCAUAUUAAAUUACUACCAAACAUUUGAA